This is a messenger RNA of Brassica napus (rape), 1319 nucleotides long. RefSeq names its product calmodulin-like protein 8. Gene Ontology annotation, molecular function: enzyme regulator activity; calcium ion binding. Lineage: Eukaryota; Viridiplantae; Streptophyta; Magnoliopsida; Brassicales; Brassicaceae. The transcript is spliced from 4 exons. The record is from RefSeq and is a predicted model, not a curated record. The coding region runs from base 385 to 846 and encodes 153 amino acids.
CUAGUGGUUUCAGCCGUCAGACGGACAUUUGAACAGCUUCUUUUUGUUAACAGGACAUUUAGACAGUUAAACGGUUGAGUUUUAGAUACAAUAAGUCUUUACUAAUGACGAUUAUGUACGACUUAACCGUAGCUCGAGAACAGCAACAAUUAUUAUAUGCUAUUGGGUCAUGUGACCAGAAUUAAAAUUUUCUGCUCUAGAAUUAAAAACUUCCCUUUUAACUUUAAAUAAUUUUAGAAGGCUUAUAGAUUGAAAAAGUACCAUGAGUCCAAAGUAGAAAGUUCUUGUCACGACUCUACAAAUAGACCAUAAAUCAGAGAUUCAUCAACAACUUUAAACCUUUGGCUCUCUCUCUUCUCUUCUCUCUCACGACCCCAUAAAACAAUGGAAGACACAGCACUGACAAAGGAUCAGAUCAUCGAGUUCAAAGAGGUCUUUUGUCUCUUGGACAAAGACGGCGACGUAACAGGUCGUAUAACGGUAGAAGAACUUUUAACAGUGAUCCGUUGGUUGGAUCAGAAUCCAACAGAACAAGAACUUCACGAUAUCAUCACUGAGAUCGACUCCGAUGGUAAUGCCACCAUUGAAUUUGCUGAGUUUCUUAACCUCAUGACCAACAAACUUCAGGAAAAUGACGCAGAAGAAGAGCUGAAAGAAGUAUUCAAAGUCUUUGACAAAGACCAAAAUGGUUAUAUCUCUGCCAGUGAGUUGAGUCAUGUAAUGAUAAAUCUAGGGGAAAAGCUAACAGAUGAAGAAGUUGAACAAAUGAUAAAGGAGGCAGAUUUGGAUGGUGAUGGCCAAGUCAACUAUGAUGAAUUUGUCAAGAUGAUGAUCAACAUUGGCUAAUUACUAUUAAUUUGAGGACUAACAAAGCAAAUUAUCCUCAACUGCCUUGUUAGUUUUUGCUUCUUUGUCUUCACUACAUCUCAACAAAUGCAAUUAUUCUGAAAUUAAUUCUAAGAAGCUUUCAGCUUCAGUUUAGUUUUUGUCUCUUGGUGUACCUUUGAGGUGCAGUUUGAUCUCUAUAGCUUGGUAUAUUACAUUUUUGAAACACAAUUUGACUUUUUGUCCUUCUCUCAGUGUUUCACAAGUUGUGACAAAUAUAUAGGACCACCAUAACUAAUCUUGACUAGUUAUAUGGUAAUGAACUAAUAUAAACCAUACCCAAAUUUCAUAUUGUAAGGAAAUAUCAUAAAACCAACAACAUUUAUAAACCCCUCAAACAGAAAACCCAUGUCAUGUAUACAGGAAACCCAAUCCACACAAUCAUUUGGUUUCCUCCCAAUAUCCCAUAAUAAUUUUAGAAAAAACCUUCAAAU